AUGCGUGUGAGUUUAAGCGUGGAUGGCUCUGUGUUGCCCUGCUAUGGACUGGCUGCCUGUCCAGGGUAUACCCUGCCUCUCACCCAUAGACAGCUGGAGAUUGGCACCAGCACAGCUCGCAUCACGCUUGGCAUAAGCCCUGAUGUCCAUGAGAAGCAUUCCAGCCAGGAGUUUGGGCUGACUGUGGGCAUCCACCUGAACAAACCACUGCCCCCUCACAGCCAGAUGAAAGCUGGGGCCAACCAGAAACAUCACUACACCCUGAAAAUCAGCACCCGCCUGGGCCGAACACGCUACAAGGAGCAGUUCAUGUUCCUGUACAGGGACGACCUGGUUGACCUGGUGGGCUCGUACCAGUUUGAUGAUGAGAAGACCGAAGGGCUGGACGUGUUUGCCAGGGAUCUGUACAUCCUUGGGUUCAGGUGCCUAAAUACAGUUCUGAAAGAUCUGGUGAUUAUCCCAGUUCACACCAAACCAGAGGACUCGGACAAGGAGCUGGACAAACUCUACGACGUCUUUGUUCAUGUCAGGAAGAAGUGGAGGACUGAUUUUUUUAUUUUUAUUUUCGCGAGAUGUGGGGGUCCACCCUGGACAGGCCUGAUCGAUGCGAUGAAAGGUGUUGUGAUGGGUGAAGACGGGAAUCUAACCCUAACCCUGAGGAGAGGAAAUCUGCUCUUGGAGCGGGUGAAGCUCAACCUGGAGAUCCAGAUCCUCCGGUUGAGGGUUGCUGAGAUGACCCGCGGGAAUGCAGUUUGGCCUAAAGACGUCAGAUCGAUCUGA
Messenger RNA from Cyprinodon variegatus (sheepshead minnow), 780 nucleotides. RefSeq lists its product as uncharacterized. Lineage: Eukaryota; Metazoa; Chordata; Actinopteri; Cyprinodontiformes; Cyprinodontidae. The coding region runs from base 1 to 780 and encodes 259 amino acids. Gene Ontology annotation, cellular component: nucleus. Gene Ontology annotation, biological process: DNA catabolic process. The record is from RefSeq and is a predicted model, not a curated record. Gene Ontology annotation, molecular function: DNA nuclease activity. The transcript is spliced from 8 exons.